AUGUCGUUAUCAAUUUGGAUUUUACUAUUUAUCGCGGCUAACUGCGACUCUUCAAGUAUAAGAAUUAAACAGAAUGUGACGAAACGUGAAGUAGACAGUAAUUUUUUUCCAAAUUGGGUGCCUUUUAAAAAUAAACAUGGAGACGAACUGGGUGAAUUUAUAGAUGUUAAGAAGCCUAAGCCAAAGAAAAGGCUGGCGCUUCCCGUCAACUUCGUUUUAAAGGCUGUUGCAUCAGAAAGUGACGAUUACUACGAUAAAAGUCAAGGAGACGGUGAGGAUUACUAUGAAAAAAAAGAAUGGUCCGAUUUAAAUAGACCUGCUCAAUCCGUUGAUGUUAAAAUACAUCCGUCUAAUAUUUCAGACAUAGAUGGUAUAGUAAACAUUAUAACGAAACCGAGUAAUAGCCCUAUUCUUAAGGCCCUAAGUGGUAGACUAAAAACUAGUAAACAAAAGGUCAAAGAAAAAUCUAAGCGUCAAAGUAUAGAUAAAGAUUUAGAAGUUAAAAAAUUAGAAGAAGUUAAUGAAAAUGUAGAAUCUCAAUCACAAAAUGAUGUAAGAAAUGAAGAAAAAAAUGAAGACGAACUUAAAGAUGAGGAAUUUACAAAUGACAAUAAAAAGGAAAAUAUUGAAGAAAGUGAUGAUGAUACUGAAAAUGAGAGAGAAGAAAACGUAGAAAAACACAACUCGAACAAAAAAGAUGAAAUUAGUGACAAAGAGAAAGAAUAUAGUGAUGAUGAAGAAGAUAGUACUGAAAAACAAAAAGAAGAAGAGGCAAAAGCUGAAGAACAACGACAAUAUGAAGAAAAAAAAGUGAAAAUACUUAGUAGUGUUGACGAGUUAAAGGAAAGACAUGCAAAAGAACAACAGAGUAUUUCAGAAAAAGUAAAAGAAGAGGAAAUGUUUAAAGAUGAGUUAGAUAGAGAAUUAAAAAGGAGCGGUAACCAUAAACAUGAAGAUUAUGACAAGUAUACUCAUACUAAUUCAAAAUGGAAAAAGUUAACUGAUGAUAUAGAUUCCUCAGAUGAAGAUGAGGAGCCUGUUUUUAAAAAUAAAUAUGAAUUUCACCCAUACAAAAGUACAACAACUUUUACAACAACAAUUACGACAACUUUACCCCCUAAAAAGCAAACUACGCAAAAGCAUAGAAAAGAAAAAACUGUAGCUACUGGAAAGCUAUCAGUCUUUAGGAAUCCAAACUUAUAUACAAUACAUGAUGAAGAAUAUGAUACAACAACUGUUAAGCCUACAAAACCUAAAAUACAAAAACCUCGAAAAUUUUCUUCAAGAUAUUCAGCGGCUGACAAAGAUAAUGUACGGAUAUCGUUGGUUCCAGCUGAUGAUUCAGAGGAAGGUGAACCAACACUAUUUUAUCCAAAGAAACGUGAAAAUAUGCGUAAAUCAAAGACCGCAACUCCUAUACCUGAUACCACUGCUGACUCAAGUCAGGAGACAAGUUCCCUGACAGAGACGAGAAUAAGUUCUGUUUUAUCGGGAAUAAAUCCAUCAGAACCAGGACCAACAGGCACUGGACCAUCAGACACUUUUAUAUCGGCAUCAAAUACUGCUCCAUCAGAUGACGUUGCACCAGAUACGACAGCAUCUGACUCAAGUGAUUCCACUCACGCUUCUUCUAAGAAAGAAGAGGCAAAAGAUGGUGAUUACCAUCGAGAGAAAGGU
Brenthis ino (lesser marbled fritillary) is the source of this 1677-nucleotide messenger RNA. The record is from the annotation of a GenBank genome assembly. Lineage: Eukaryota; Metazoa; Arthropoda; Insecta; Lepidoptera; Nymphalidae.